GAUGCUCAUGCAGUAAGAGUUUGGAGAAGUGCUGCUUGUACAAGUUAAAGCAGGCAGCGAGGAAAGCAACCGCAUAACAAGCCGCUGCGGGAACAAAGUGGACCUUCCUGAAAUUAAGCCAUGUCUUUCCUCACGAGAGUUUUGACAACGGCAUGCAAGCAGCCACUUGAAUGGGAGAGGACUUACUUCUACCAGGAGCUUUUUGCCUGCGGGUUUCACCAGCUGCCCAAGCUUUCCAGCAGCCCGUCGCUGGAGGUGCCGGACAAGUCGCCGGGGGCGGCAGCCGACAAAGCCCCGGGGCCGGCGGCGGGCUCGGGGGGCGCAGGGGGGCUGCUGGAGCCCCCCCGGCAGCGGCUCGGCAGGGUGAAGAGCCUGCAGGAAAUGCCGGGACCCAACACCCUCUACAAUCUUUACGAGUUCUUCUGGAAGGACGGCUUUGGCCGCAUUCAUGAGAUCCAGCAAAAACACACUCAGGAAUACGGAAAGAUCUUCAAGUCUCACUUUGGUCCCCAGUUUGUUGUAUCCAUUGCAGAUCGAGAUAUGGUUGCUCAAGUCCUCCGAGCAGAAGGUAGAGCACCACAAAGAGCUAACAUGGAAUCAUGGCAGGAAUACAGAGACUUGCGAGGAAGAGCAACGGGACUUAUUUCUGCGGAGGGGGAACAAUGGCUAAAAAUGCGAAGUGUACUGAGGCAAAAAAUUCUGAAACCCCAAGAUGUGGCUGUUUACUCUGGAGGAGUCAAUGAAGUUAUCACGGAUUUGAUUAAAAGGAUCCACACCCUCAGAAGUCAAGAGGAUGAUGGGGAAACAGUGACCAAUGUUAACAACCUUUUCUUCAAGUAUUCAAUGGAAGGUGUGGCAACUAUUCUGUAUGAAUGCCGGUUGGGCUGCCUGGAAAACAACAUCCCACAGCAGACUGUUGAAUAUAUUGAGGCUCUGGAAUUGAUGUUUAGUAUGUUUAAGACCACUAUGUAUGCAGGUGCUAUUCCCAAAUGGCUUCGUCCUCUUAUUCCAAAACCCUGGAAAGAGUUCUGCAGAUCCUGGGACGGACUCUUCAAAUUUAGUCAAAUCCAUGUUGACAACAAAUUGAAGGCUAUUCAGUCUCAACUGGACCAAGGAGAAGAAGUGAAUGGUGGGCUACUUACAUACCUCCUAGUGAGUAAGGAGCUUACUUUGGAGGAGAUUUAUGCCAAUAUGACUGAAAUGCUGCUGGCAGGAGUGGACACAACUUCUUUUACUUUGUCCUGGGCAACAUACUUGUUGGCAAAGCACCCUGAGGUUCAACAACGUGUUUAUGAAGAAAUAGUCAAUAACCUGGGGAAAGACCAAGUUCCUGUUGCUCUUGAUGUUCCCAAAUUGCCCUUGAUUAGAGCUGUGCUGAAAGAAACCCUGAGGUUGUACCCAGUAUUGCCAGGAAAUGGAAGAGUGACCCAGAAAGAUUUGAUUGUUGGAGGAUACUUGAUACCUAAAGGGACACAGCUGGCACUCUGUCAUUAUGCUACUUCAUACAGUGAAGAGAAUUUCCCAAUGGCAAAUGAGUUUCGACCUGAGCGCUGGCUGAGGAAAGAUAAUUUGGACAGAGUAGACAAUUUUGGUUCCAUCCCCUUUGGUUAUGGCAUUCGAAGUUGUAUUGGAAAAAGAAUUGCAGAACUGGAAAUUCAUCUUGCACUGAUUCAGUUGCUUCAGAAUUUUGAAAUCAACAUUUCUCCCAAAACUGAACCAGUUCAUGCCAAAACCCAUGGACUUUUGACACCUGGAGACUCCAUCAAUGUGAGAUUUUCUGACAGAAAGUGAGACUCAACUGUUUUGGAAAUACUUGUGUGUUUUUUGUGGAAACAGGCUUGUAUCUUAUGGAUGUUUGAUCGUGUGUGUUCUCUGGUUUGUACUUACUUGGCAAAAUGAUCAAGUAUUAUGCUCUGCCUUAGACCCAGCAGAACAUAAAAGAAGUUACCUCUCCUAUAACAGACAAUUACAUGCUAAAGGCAUGAAGAUACAUGCUAAAAUAAUUCCUCCUUGCACUGAAAUUCUCUAUUUUUCUUUAUUUCAAAUUGUAACAACACAUGUACUGAAAAACACAAAGUGAAAUUCAGACAUGUUGGUGUCAUUCAGUAGUUUUAUUACACUGCUUUGUCAUAAAAGUUAAUUACUCAUGUGAGUCUGUUUGAGAGCAAGAGGAUUACUCUAUGAUAUAUGCAAAUUAGCUGCAUUUAUGAGUUUGCGUUUUUGUUUCGUGUCCUCCAGUGUGCAUUUUAAAAAUUUCCACAUAACAUUGAAAUUAUGAGAUCAUUUUUCUCUUGUCUGUAAAAACAUUUACACUACAUAUAUUUAACGAUAUGAAAAGUAAUGACUGAAAAAAAUACAGCUUGUCAACUUGCCUAGACUCAAAAUUCAGAGCAAUUUACAAUUUAUCCAAACAUAAUUCCCAUAAAAAGUUUCCAUAUGAUUAAAAAAAAAAUCUUAAGAGUUUAAAUGUCAUAUUGUAUGUAGAGUUAUGAACCUAGACAUUGUUCUUAUCACCAAAGCAAAAGCUGAGUGGAACAGCACAAGCCACUUUCAGUGUUCUAGCUAAUAUUAUGCCAAAACCAAGUGUAAAUAAUAAAAAUGAAGAAUUUGUUACAUUUUUAUCAUUUAAUUAAAAUACUACUAUUAACUAUCUUCACAGUUCUUCAACAAUAAGGACUGGAAACUUCACAUGUAGUUCCCGUAGGCAGGUGCACAGUUGCCUUCUGUAAGACGGAAGUGUGUUUAUUGAAAUAUUUGGAUGUUCUACUUUUUUUUUUUUCUUCUAGUGUCUAAUACAAAGAGGGGAUACCAGAAAGAUAGUGGGGUUUUUUUGGUUUUAUUUUUCUUGUGACAACUAACAAAAGAACAAAAGUCUCUUGCAUGAGACUUCAGUCUUUAGAUAACUUUAGUAUCACUGUACAUUCUCAUUUUUGAGAGAAACCUUAUACAAUGGGACCAUGUUACGCCUUGAACAACACUCAAACCUGCAUAUCCUAACAUGAUAUUAUCUAUAUGAUAAUGUAUAGUUAACUGUUUACAUGUCAGGCAGGCUUUGACUGUUGUUUGUGAGGUAGUUUACAUACUGAUAAUGAUAAAGUUUCGGACAUAUGGAGAGUUAGAAAAAGUUGUGUAACUCAAUAUUUAAAAUCACAAUUUUCUUUUCUCAUCUAGCUAUAAUACAUCAAAGAUAAGUUAUGAAUGAAAUACUACACUUUAAUUAAAACGGUACACAUGAAAUUCUGUGUAGCUAACGCAUUUUUAUAGUGUUUUGGUUACUUUUUGUAGUGCCUUUUCAAAGUCUUGACAAAAGAAAAAAAUUCCUCUCCUUCCUAUGAUUCUCUUAUAUAAAAUAACACUAAAAAAAACUCAUCUGUAGGAAGAUUAAAUGUUUACAUGACUUUAAAAUGUUAGUCCUGUACUGAGCAUAUACUUGUACUAUAGGAAAAGCAGGUAAUCUGCGGAGGGUUUUUUCUUGAAUGAGCUGGCCUUCUGAUGCUGUUUUCCAGGAAUUCACAUUAUACCCAUUUAUUUUCUGUCCCACUGUUAUUUUCAAUCUUAAGUAGAAUGAACAGAGUUGUAUCUGCUGGAGCAAGCUGACAAAAAAUAGGAGAUUUUUUUUUUUUUUCCAGAGGUCUGUUCAAGUCUGUGGAUUGAGUAUUUGACUAAACAACUCUGACAGUUUUUGUUGACCUUAGGACCAAAGGCCCAAGCCCUAAAUCCAAAUAUUGAUUCUUUAGAGGGCCUUCUUUUCGCAUUGUCACAGCAUCUUUAGAAGCCCCAGCCAUUGCUAUGUUGCAGUACAUUUUCUACUUGAUGCCAGUUCCUAACUGAUAGAUCACUGUGGAAGAGGGAAGAGACAUUCUUAAAUGCUCUUUAAAGAAUUUGAACCUUUUCAUGAAAACAGUAAACCUGUGUUUUGUUUUAAUAGAAUUUUGUUUUAAUAGGACAUGUAAGUUGUCUUUUACACAUACAUAAUAAAGUAUUUAUACAGAAUUUACAAGUCCUGUU
Molecule: messenger RNA, 4008 nt
Organism: Cygnus olor (mute swan)
Lineage: Eukaryota; Metazoa; Chordata; Aves; Anseriformes; Anatidae
Product: cytochrome P450 27C1
Exons: 9
Coding region: 121-1791 (556 amino acids)
Biological process (GO): glucocorticoid biosynthetic process; cholesterol metabolic process; cellular response to peptide hormone stimulus
Cellular component (GO): mitochondrial inner membrane
Molecular function (GO): monooxygenase activity; oxidoreductase activity, acting on paired donors, with incorporation or reduction of molecular oxygen; heme binding
Source: RefSeq, a predicted model, not a curated record